Molecule: messenger RNA, 4907 nt
Organism: Anopheles merus
Lineage: Eukaryota; Metazoa; Arthropoda; Insecta; Diptera; Culicidae
Gene: Dlic
Product: cytoplasmic dynein 1 light intermediate chain 2
Exons: 9
Coding region: 750-2306 (518 amino acids)
Biological process (GO): microtubule-based movement; microtubule cytoskeleton organization
Cellular component (GO): centrosome; cytoplasmic dynein complex
Molecular function (GO): dynein heavy chain binding
Source: RefSeq, a predicted model, not a curated record
CCCGUGCCAACCCACCUGUCAGAUGCCACGGCUGUCAAACGCGGUGGACAAAAAGGGCACAAUUGCGUAAAGAAAGGAACGGAGAAGCAAAAAGGAAAACGGACGAACGUCAAAGCCGUGUAAAAUGGCCACUCGGACGGGCUAGGCGAAACGAUAGAUAGAUUUAUUCUUUCCCGAAGCCCCCACCAAAAAAAAAAAAAAACAGAUAAAGGAAAAAACCCACCACCACCACCUCAAGCGGAACCUGUUGUGUUGUCCCCCGGGGAAAGCCGCAGAUUCUAUACGUGUGCGCGCGUCUGUGUGUGUGUGUGUGUGCGCCGAAACCGUACCCCCAAACCCAAAACGAUCGUUCUGAGGGUAAACUACCUCCCGCAGUCUCCUGCCAGACGCCGUACGCCGAAAGAAACCACCUCCAAGUGUGUGUGUGUGUGUGUGUGUUGCCACCGUGCAUCGAGUGCAUCGUCAUCAACAUCAAUCAACACACCUCCAUCAGUAAAAAAAAGACCCGAAAAACCGCACAGUAAAAAAAAAACAGCUGGUGUGCGGCGUGCGCGCGUUUGUGUGCACGCGCACGUGUGUGUGUGUGUGUGUAAGCAUCCGACCCGCUUUUCCGGGGAGCGGGAAGUGUGCGUCAGACGCAUCUGGGCCUUCGUCACCUGCCUCCCCCCGAGGCAGACAGCAGCAACCGCCGCCGCCGCGAUCAAACAACCGCCAGCCGGAAAGUUAGCCUGGAAGCCCCGCACCGGACGAUGGAGAUCCUCACGCAGUCCCAGGUGCACGGGCUGACCACGCCGACGACGGCCGCCCGCAAGAAGGAUGCCGAAGCGAAGGAAAACCUCUGGUCGUCCAUCCUGAGCGAGGUGCAAACACAGAGCAACACGAAGCUGCCGUCGAACAAAUCGGUGCUGGUGCUGGGCGACAAUGCGAGCGGCAAGACGACGCUGAUCGCGAAGCUGCAGGGCGUCGAGGACCCGAAGAAGGGUUCCGGCCUCGAGUACGCCUACAUCGACGUGCGGGACGAGUAUCGGGACGAUGUCACGCGCCUCAGCGUUUGGAUUCUGGACGGCGAUCCGGGCCACAACAAUCUGCUCAAGUUCGCCCUGAACGAACAGAACUUCCCGCACACGCUCGUCAUACUGACGCUGUCGAUGACGACGCCGUGGAGCUGGGUCGACCAGCUGCAGCACUGGAUGAAGAUACUGGACGAUCACAUCGCGGGACUGAAAAUUGAUCCAGAAGAGAAACAGCAGUGUCAGGCGCGGUUAACGACGGAAUGGCAGAACUACUGCGAAACGAUCGACGAUCUCGAUCCCGGCUCGCCAAUCAAACGCACCAACCGGUUGCCGUCGGUGGACGACGAGCUGGACGCGUUGCCCCUGCCGGAAGGCGUUCUCACGACCAACCUAGGCCUCGACGUGGUCGUCGUCGUUACCAAGACCGACUACAUGACCACGCUGGAGAAGGAGCUCGACUAUCGGGAUGAGCAUUUCGACUUCAUGCAGCAGUGGAUCCGGCGGUUUUGCCUGAUGUACGGUGCGUCCCUGUUCUACACGAGCGUGAAGGAGGACAAGAACUGCGAUCUGCUCUACAAAUACCUCACGCAUCGGAUCUACGGCUUACCAUUCCGGACGCCCGCCCUGGUCGUCGAGAAGGAUGCGGUGCUAAUACCGGCCGGCUGGGAUAAUAUGAAAAAGAUCAGCAUACUGUACGAGAACAUGCAGUCCUGCAAACCGGACGACUACUACAACGAUAUUAUUGCACAACCGCCUUCGAGAAAGACUGUUUCGAACCGCGAGAGCGAAAUUCAGACGGAGGAUGAGCAAUCAUUCCUUGCCCGCCAGCAGCAGCUGCUCCAGCAGGGCCAGUCGCCGGCGCGCGGCGAAUCUCCGCUCCGGUCGCAACCGAACAACGGUACCAAGAGCACUCAACGGACUCCGGUGGCCGCCGGUGCCCAGGGCUCACCAAAGAAGGUCGAUGGUAAGCUUACACCCGGCACCCAGAGCGGCGAGGGCGUGCUGGCGAACUUCUUCAACUCCCUGCUGCACAAGAAGUCGGUCUCGCCCGGGUCGGCGGCGGCGGCGGCCGCGGCCGGCGGUGUCGCCGGCACCGGCAGCAGCCCGCUCAGUGCGUCCUCCUCGCCCGUCUCCUCGCUGUCGCCGCGCGUCAGCGUGCUGAACGGGACGGGCGAGCCGGUGUCGGCGAGCGACAAGCUUAGCAUGCGCACCGAUGCCGCCCUCGAGCUGGACCGUCUCGCCCGGAGCGUUAAGAAGGAUCUGGACAUCUCCGCGACGCAGUCCGACUGUUGAGAGCCGCAACCAGCCGCCACCACCACCACGAACACCUUACCUUACACCCCCGUUCGUCUCGGGAGACUUGCGUGAUGGGUUGGGUAGAUUGGGAAAAAACGUCCCUCAUGCGUGUGUGUGUGUGUGUGUGCUAAGGGGAGCUGUUGUGUGAGGGGGUUUUCUUUUCCCGAACUGUGCUUCUUUUUUUCGGCUGCUUUCCAUUGUUGGCUUUGGCGAGUGGGGCGGUGGUGCAGCACGGGUGAAAUACUCGGGACGCUUGUUGGGGGAUUCAACCCCUGCAAUGCUGAUUGAGAGCGGGAGACAGGGUCUAGAGGUGGUACCACGUGGUCGCAAAAGAGAGGCGCGUAGGUGGGCGUUCUUUUUUUUUAAGUGAUUCUUUUAAAUCGAGCAACCAGCAUAUGCUGAACGUUGUGAUGCAACGAGCCAAAAUCGGUGCGGGAUUUUGCCUCCGUUUUUUUCCGUUUGGCUUUAUUUUUUGGUAUUACUUUUUUAAAAGGGUUUCCCGUAGGGAUGAAACCCCGUACUACCACACUCACUCCCGGGCGGAAGGAAUGGUUUCAUUCUUUCGCUUUUUUUUUAGAAAUGUCUUUUUCCUUCUCUCUUUCUCUUGUCAAAAAAUAAAAAAAUCCCAAUCGAAUGAGUGUGUUGCUUAUGCGCGGAGGGGGGGGGGGAUCAAAUCGCCGCCAACAAAGUGAAAAUGCACACGCAAAGAAAGCGCGUAGGAUCGGUGAUUGUGUUUUGUUGUUGAAAAAAUAUCAUCUUAAUUUUAAAUCUGUUAUUACUUUUUUUCUUUUUUGUUCAUUUUUUCACGGAAGGAAUUUCGUUCAUUGGGGGGAGUUAAGCGAGGUUAGGAGAUGUCGCGCACACACACAUAUAUACACAUUGAUAAAAGGCGAUAUCUGUUAUCGGCCAUAUGAAGUUUUUGUUUUCUCUCUCUCUCUGCUGUUGCUGAAAACCUCUAAUUGGGACAAUCGGAAAGCAAAUUGGAAACCCGAAAUCCAAUUGGAGCCACUCUCACCAGUAUUAAGCGAGUUGAGUCCCGAUGCGGAUGUUACCAUCCUACGCCCUCUGUAAGCCCCCACUACCAACACUGAUUGCUCUCCUCCUCGAAAAACAAAAACAAAAUACACUCACACCAUUUCUCCCAUCACGCCGGGGGGGGGGGGGGGGGAAUAAUAGCAUUGUGAUAGACAAAUAUUGAGUAUGUGUGUGCGCGAGUGUGCGAGUGUGUGUGUGUGCGCGCAGGCUUGGAGGAAAUUAUAGCUUAGUGCAAUCGGGCUUUGCUUUUGAUGUGUCUGUUGGCUUCCAUCGUUUUGCACCACCCCGUUUAAAACCCCUCCUUCGUGUGCGUGUGUGUGUGUGUGUGUGCGAGAGUGUGUUAUGCCUGCCAACCUUAUCGCCUCAGCAGCAACCUCCAGGGAAUGAAAAAAAGGGUGAAAGUGUGGGAUCCCGUUAAGAUAUUUAUGCUAACUUAUGCUAGGGGAGUAGCAUUCUCUUCUCACACUUCCUGCCUCUCUCUCUCUCUCUUUCUUUUGCGCGCGCUAUCGAAAGCUUCCCCUCCCAUCUUCGCUUACCGAUCGCCGCUUACACAGCAAAGAAGCAAAGAAAAGACACCUUUUGGGAGGAUUUUUGUUUGUUUGUUUAAAACUAACCGGGAGCACGAGCAGACGAAGCGCAUUUAACACGUUUGCUUACGAGGGGAGGGAGAGAGAGUAAGGGAGGUGCAAGGAAAGCGAAAAGAGAAAAAAAUGAGUGGAAAAGAAACCGAAUCACAAACGCUCCGAUACUAAUUAAAGAAUUAAAACAUUAAAAAAAGCGCACCCAUUUUGCACUGCAGCAUAACUGCACGUGCAAAACACUGUGGACUCAAAGUGCACGAAAGUGGCGCAGAAUACUACCAAUAAGGGUGAAACAGAGCGAGAGAGAGAGAGAGAGAGGGAAAGAAUAAAAAAACGAAUUGCGAACGAAGCGAAGGAAAGGGUUUAGUAGUAGUGAAAACACGUACGGUUUAGUAGUUAAAGUUAAUAUUAAUACUAUACUAUAAAGCAAACAGCAGCAUCAUAAGCAGCAGCAGAUAGGGAAGGAAGAAGGAGGGUAAGAAAAGUGAGAAGAAGAGAAAAAAAAACGAAAAGAAAGAGCGAACAAGCAAACAAGCGAGCAUAAUACUGCACCCAGAUAACCUGCAUACUGAUAAAAUCCUUAAUACUUACUCUUAAAAAAUAUAUAUACAAACACCCACACACACGCACACACAUACACAUAGACCCACACGUACGUACGUUCGGUAAAUGGAUUUUCCUGCCCUUCCUUCUUUUCCCCCAACCAUUCAGCUUCACCAACGCUUUCCACGGAAAAUCAUAUGUGUGUGUGUAUGUAUGUUCGUAUGUGUGUGUGAGUGUGAAAUCAAGAAACAAGAAAAGGAAAUUAUAUCGUCUUAUUUAUAAUUUAACACUAUUGCUGCGCUAGGCGACAAAAAAAACAACAGAAACCGGGUAGGGGAAGGUCGCAGGACCGGCAGAGGGAGACGAUAUACAACACCUCUAGUGCAGCUACUAAUCAGCCGCGUGAAACGAAGGAAGGAAGGGUGUAGCCAGAAGGGAG